This is a messenger RNA of Pediculus humanus corporis (human body louse), 6756 nucleotides long. Its product is annotated as carbamoyl-phosphate synthase, putative. The record is from RefSeq and is a predicted model, not a curated record. Gene Ontology annotation, biological process: 'de novo' pyrimidine nucleobase biosynthetic process; L-glutamine metabolic process; L-arginine biosynthetic process. The coding region runs from base 1 to 6756 and encodes 2251 amino acids. Lineage: Eukaryota; Metazoa; Arthropoda; Insecta; Psocodea; Pediculidae. Gene Ontology annotation, molecular function: carbamoyl-phosphate synthase (glutamine-hydrolyzing) activity; metal ion binding; aspartate carbamoyltransferase activity. Gene Ontology annotation, cellular component: cytoplasm; carbamoyl-phosphate synthase complex. The transcript is spliced from 19 exons.
AUGUGUUUAAAAAAUCAAGAAAUUCCCGGAUAUGUAUUGUUGGAAAAUGGAACUUUUCUCAGGGGAUAUCUUUUUGGAGCUGAUAUUGAGGCACAUGGCGAAGUUGAGUUUAGACUAAAAUUUUAUUUUAAUUUUUUAAUAGUUUUUCAAACUGGAAUGGUCGGAUACCCAGAAUCUUUAACCGAUCCUUCCUACCAUUCUCAGAUACUUGUCCUAACUUAUCCGUUGAUUGGUAAUUACGGAGUGCCUGAAUUAGUAAAUGACAAAUAUGGGAUUCCUACAAAAUUUGAAUCUCAUAGAAUUUGGGCGGCCGGAUUAGUUGUGGGAGAAUAUUGUGAUACCCCCAGUCAUUGGGAAAGUGUCAGGUCUUUGUCCGAAUGGAUGAAAGCAGAAAAGAUUCCAGGAAUUAGUGGAAUCGACACUAGACAGCUAACUAAAUUACUUAGAGAAAAUGGUAGCACUUUAGGUAAAAUAUGUAUAGGAUUACCUCCAGAAGACCCUCUCAACCUAUGUUUAUCAAUGAAAGAUCCAAAUCAAGAAAAUUUAGUUAAAGAAGUGUCCAUCACGCACCCUAAAGUAUAUAACGAAGGUGGAUUUCCAAGAAUUUGUGCAGUUGAUUGCGGUUUAAAAAAUAAUCAAUUAAGAUGUUUCAUAAAGAGAGGAGCAUGUGUUGAAGUAGUGCCUUGGAACUAUAAAUUUGAUAUAAAUAAUUUUGAUGGACUUUUCUUGUCGAACGGUCCAGGAAAUCCUGAAAUGUGUAAAGAAGUUAUUAAUAACUUGAAAAGCAUUUUAAAUUCGCAUAUUGUUAAACCAAUAUUUGGAAUUUGCCUUGGACACCAACUUUUGGCCACUGCUAUAGGAUGUAACACUUACAAAAUGAAAUAUGGUAAUAGAGGACAUAAUCAGCCUUGCAUCCAUGGAGAAACUAGAAAAUGUUUUAUGACUAGCCAAAAUCAUGGAUUUGCUGUUGAUGUAACUAAUCUACCAAAAAAUUGGAAUAUUUUAUUUACAAAUGCAAACGAUUGUUCUAAUGAAGGAUUAGUGCAUUCAACUCUGCCAUAUUUUAGUGUUCAAUUUCAUCCUGAGCACACAUCAGGUCCUGAAGAUUUAGAGCUUUUAUUUGAUAUAUUCUUAGAUUCAGUUAAAGCAUAUAAAUCAGGAAUCACUGUUAAACCUCUUAAAGAAAGCAUAACUAAAAUUUUUUCCUAUACACAUCACCCUUUGCCCAGACCGAAAAAAGUUUUGUUGCUCGGGAGUGGUGGCUUGUCUAUUGGACAAGCCGGUGAAUUUGAUUAUUCUGGCUCUCAAGCAAUCAAAGCUUUAAAAGAGGAAAAAAUUCAAACCGUUUUGAUAAAUCCUAAUAUAGCUACCGUACAAACCUCUAAGGGCCUUGCUGAUAAAGUUUAUUUUUUGCCUUUGGAAUGUGAAUAUGUUGAACAGGUGAUACGAUGCGAAAGACCUGAUGGUAUAUUAUUAACGUUUGGUGGGCAAACAGCAUUGAAUUGCGGUGUCGAAAUGGAACGAGCGGGAAUUUUCGAAAAAUAUGGAGUUCGAAUUCUAGGUACUCCUAUACAAUCCAUAAUUGACACGGAAGAUAGAAAAGUUUUUUCGGAAAAAAUACAACAACUCGGUGAAAAAGUUGCUCCAAGCGCGGCUGUUUAUUCAGUCUCAGAAGCGUUGGAAGCGGCCGAAAAUUUAGGAUAUCCUGUCAUGGCUAGAGCUGCUUAUUCUCUCGGAGGUUUAGGUUCCGGUUUUGCUCACAAUGAAAAAGAAUUGACGUUGUUGGCCCAUCAGGGUCUCACGUAUUCUAAGCAGUUAAUUAUAGAUAAAUCGUUAAAAGGUUGGAAAGAAGUAGAAUACGAAGUUGUCAGGGAUUCUUAUGAUAAUUGCAUCACCGUCUGCAACAUGGAAAAUGUGGAUCCUCUUGGAAUACACACUGGAGAAUCGAUUGUCGUUGCUCCUAGUCAAACUUUAACAAACAAAGAGUACAAUAUGUUAAGAACGACUGCAAUCAACGUCAUACGUCAUUUCGGUGUUAUUGGUGAAUGCAAUAUUCAAUAUGCACUCAGUCCGAACAAUGAAACUUAUUACAUAAUUGAAGUGAAUGCCAGGUUGUCCAGGAGUUCUGCGUUAGCCAGUAAAGCGACCGGUUACCCUUUGGCUUAUGUCGCUGCCAAAUUAGCACUUGAUAUCGCUUUGCCCGAUAUUAAAAAUUCAGUCACCGGAGGGACAACCGCAUGUUUCGAACCUAGUCUUGAUUAUUGUGUCGUUAAAAUUCCACGAUGGGAUUUGGGUAAAUUUUCACGAGUAAGCACUAAAAUUGGUAGUUCAAUGAAAAGCGUGGGAGAAGUUAUGGCUAUCGGAAGGAAAUUCGAAGAAGCUUUCCAGAAAGCAAUGCGAAUGAUGGACGAAAACAUGUUGGGUUUCGAUCCGUAUCUUAAGGCUCCGUCAGAGGAAGAAUUGGAACAACCCACGGAUAAAAGAAUGUUUGUUUUGGCCGCGGCACUCAAACAGGGUUAUUCGAUCGAUCGUUUAUACGAACUCACGAAAAUUGAUAAAUGGUUUUUACACAAAAUGAAAAACAUAAUUACCUUACAGAAUGAGUUGGAAACGGUUUCAACUGGAGAAUUGACCUCCGAUUUACUGUUAAAAGCUAAACAAUUUGGAUUUUCCGAUCGACAAAUAGCUUGCUUUAUAAAAAGUACAGAAGUGGCCAUUAGGAAAACAAGAGAAGAAAAAAAACUUACUCCUUUUGUUAAACAAAUCGAUACGGUUGCAGCAGAAUGGCCUGCCGCCACAAAUUAUUUAUAUUUGACAUACAAUGGAUUUGCACACGAUUUACCUUUUCACGGUGGAUAUACAAUGGUUUUGGGAUCUGGUGUUUAUCGUAUAGGAAGCUCGGUUGAGUUUGAUUGGUGUGCGGUCGGUUGUCUAAGAGAAUUAUCAAAAUUGGGAAAAAAAACGAUAAUGGUCAAUUACAAUCCCGAAACUGUGAGCACGGAUUACGAUAUGUGCGAUAGAUUGUAUUUCGAAGAAAUUUCCUUUGAAGCCGUCAUGGAUAUUUACAACAUUGAAGAUCCAGAGGGUAUCAUAUUGUGCAUGGGAGGACAAUUGCCUAAUAAUAUUGCCAUGGAUUUGUACAGGCAGAGAGCCAGGAUUUUAGGAACGUCUCCGGAAAGAAUCGAUGAUGCCGAAAAUCGUUAUAAGUUUUCUAGGCUUUUGGACCCAGGCAAUUAUUAUAUUACGUGGAAAAAUUUAAUCGACAUAAAUUCGGCCAUUGAAUUUUGCGAAACCGUCGGUUAUCCGUGUUUGGUUCGUCCAUCAUACGUCCUGAGUGGUGCCGCAAUGAAUGUUGCUCAUUCUGCUAAAGAUUUAGAGGAUUUUUUAAAAUCAGCAAUAGAAGUAAGCAAAGAUCAUCCGGUUGUAAUUUCAAAAUUUUUAUUGGAAGCCAAGGAAAUCGAUGUGGAUGCCGUAGCGUGCGACGGAGAAGUUUUAUGCAUGGCCGUGUCUGAGCACGUUGAAAAUGCUGGAGUUCAUUCAGGAGACGCUACGCUUAUGACACCAUCACAAGACAUAAACGCUCAAACUUUAAAAUCCAUUGAAUCGAUAACUUGUGAAAUAGCCUCUGCCUUGGAAAUUACGGGACCGUUUAAUAUGCAACUGAUUGCAAAGGACAAUGAGUUAAAAGUCAUAGAAUGCAACUUGAGAGUAUCCAGAUCGUUUCCGUUUGUUUCAAAAACUUUGGAUCACGAUUUUGUUGCAAUGGCCACUCGCGUGAUCGUUGGAGAAACAGUCGAACCUGUUGACGUACUUCGCGGAUGCGGAAAAGUCGGCGUCAAAGUACCUCAGUUUUCAUUUUCCAGACUUGCCGGUGCCGACGUAAUGCUCGGAGUUGAAAUGGCUUCAACUGGAGAAGUUGCUUGUUUCGGAGAAAAUCGUUACGAAGCGUAUUUAAAAGCCAUGAUGAGCACAGGAUUCAGGAUACCGGAAAAAUCAAUUUUGCUUUCCAUCGGAAGUUUCAAGCACAAAGUUGAGUUACUUCCCAGCAUGAGAGCUUUGCACAUGAUGGGUUACAAAUUAUACGCAAGCAUGGGAACAGCUGAUUUUUAUACGGAACAAGGAGUUAGCGUUGAACCCGUUCAAUGGACUUUUGAAAAUAUCGGAACCAGAGGUGAAUUAAAUCAUUUAUCGGAUUACCUUGCGAAAAAACAAUUCGAACUCGUUAUUAAUUUGCCCAUGAGAAAUGGCGGAGCGAGAAGAGUUUCUUCGUUCAUGACCCACGGUUAUAAGACGAGACGUCUCGCCGUCGAUUAUUCAAUUCCUUUAAUCACGGACGUCAAGUGCGCCAAACUUUUGGUUGAGGCUUUGUUGAAAAUCGGAAGAGCUCCCCCGAUGAAAACUCACACGGAUUGUUUGUCCAGUCGUCAGCUCGUUAGAUUUCCAGGAUUCAUCGAUGUUCACGUUCAUUUACGAGAACCCGGAGCGUCUCAUAAGGAAGACAUAUCGUCGGGAACGGCAGCUGCUCUUGCCGGCGGAAUAACUUUGGUUUGUGCUAUGCCCAAUACGAAUCCGUCCGUGACCGAUCAUAAAUCUUUGGAAUUGGUUAAAGAGUUGGCUCAAAAAAAUGCAAGAUGCGAUUACGCGUUAUUUUUAGGCGCUUCAUCAGAAAAUUAUAACAUUAUUCCAGAACUGGAAUCCCAAUCGGCGGGAUUGAAAAUGUACUUGAACGACACGUUCACGACUUUGAAAUUGAACGAUUUAACGGUUUGGUUAAAACAUUUCGACAGUUGGCCCAAACAUAGUCCCUUGUGCGUGCACGCGGAAAGUCAAACGACGGCUGCAGUUUUACUAUUGGCCACCCUUCAUAAUAGACCCAUACAUAUUUGUCACGUGGCUAGAAAAGAAGAAAUUCAAAUUAUAAGAGCGGCUAAAGAAAAAGGAUUACCCGUGACUUGCGAAGUUUGUCCUCAUCAUUUAUUUUUAACCGAUAAUGAUAUUCAAAGGAUUGGCGAGAAAAAAGGAAGAGUCAAACCGGUUGUAGGAACUUUGGAAGAUCAGCAAGCCUUGUGGGAUAAUUUGAAAUUUAUUGAUGUCUUCGCCACUGAUCACGCUCCUCAUACCGAAGAAGAAAAAUGUCAGGCCAAUGCUCCUCCCGGAUUUCCAGGUUUGGAAACCAUUCUUCCCCUCCUGUUAAAUGCCGUGAAUGAAGGACGUUUGACUAAAGAGGAUUUGAUCAAUAAAUUCUAUAGAAAUCCUAAAAGGAUUUUUAAUCUUCCGGAUCAAUAUAACACGUACGUGGAAGUAGACAUGGACGAAGAAUGGGUCAUACCCGAUUACAUGCCUUUUAGCAAAUCCAAAUGGACUCCGUUCGCGGGUAUGAAAGUCAAGGGAGCCGUCCAUAGAGUAAUUCUUAGGGGAGAAACUGCUUAUGUUGAUGGUAAAGUACUGGUUCCGCCCGGAUUCGGUUUGGACGUUAAAGGUCUGCAGUACAGAAAAGUAAAUCACGAUCAGUUGAUUGAAGGACAUAGAAAAUUUCAUUUCGAUGGUAUGUCAAGUUGCAAAUUGGAAACGCCUGCAAUGUUGGACGAAUUAAAAAGCAAAGAUUUGGGAAGGAGUUUAGACGGUACGACAAAAUUAAGCGUCGACGUACAUUUUUCUACAUCACCUAAAAACAUUAUGGAAUUUGGGGGAGGAGACGCAAAACCUCAAUACCAACAAUAUUUAUCUCCGUCUCUUAGCCACGAUUUAAAUCGUUCAAAAAGUGUUUCAAAUCCCAAUUUGUACGGCCCGCAUUUACUUUCAUCUUCUUCCGUCGGUCAAAGUUCUUCGCACAAUUUGGCAGGACAACAUAUAUUGUCCGUGGACACAUUCACGAAAGAUAAACUCAACGAUUUGUUCAACCUGGCACGAAGUUACAGGUUUUUGGUGUUGAAAGAACGACCUCUGUCGCACGUCUUGAAGGGUAAAAUAAUGGCCGCGGUUUUUUACGAAGUGAGCACACGUACAAACUGCAGUUUUUCCGCAGCCAUGCAAAGACUCGGAGGAACUGUCAUUCACAUGGAUUCCGUGAGUUCUUCCGUUAAAAAAGGGGAAUCCCUUGAAGAUUCAAUAACCGUAAUGGCAAGUUAUUCGGACGUUGUCGUUUUAAGACAUCCCGAACCGGGAGCCGUCGGGAAAGCUGCCGCGACGUGUCGUAAACCUUUGAUAAAUGCCGGAGACGGAGUGGGAGAACAUCCGACUCAAGCGCUUUUGGAUGUAUUUACCAUAAGAGAAGAAAUAGGAACCGUGAACGGAUUGACAAUAACCAUGGUCGGGGAUUUGAAGAACGGUAGAACGGUGCACUCCCUCGCCAGGCUUUUGACAUUGUAUAACGUUCAAUUGAAAUACGUUAGCCCUCCCGGUUUGGGAAUGCCCGAAGAAGUUAUGAAUUACGUGGGUGAAAAGGGGAUACGCCAGGAACAAUUACAAUCAUUAGAGUCCGUUCUCCCCGACACGGACGUUCUUUACAUGACGAGAAUACAAAAGGAAAGAUUCAAUUCGGAAAAAGAAUACGAAGAGGCGUGUGGAAAAUUCAUAGUCACUCCACAAUUGAUGACGAAAGCAAAACGAAAAAUGGUCGUUUUGCAUCCUUUGCCGAGGGUAUUCGAAAUAAGUCCAGAAUUCGAUACGGACCCCCGGGCCUGCUACUUCAGACAAGCUGAAUACGGUAUGUACGUAAGAAUGGCACUUUUAGCCAUGGUUUUGGGAAGGUCAUAA